Talpa occidentalis (Iberian mole) is the source of this 2767-nucleotide messenger RNA. It is a transcript of the gene IGSF22, whose product is annotated as immunoglobulin superfamily member 22. The record is from RefSeq and is a predicted model, not a curated record. Lineage: Eukaryota; Metazoa; Chordata; Mammalia; Eulipotyphla; Talpidae. Gene Ontology annotation, molecular function: protein binding.
CUCGUCCCGCCCCUCCCUCUCACACACACAUGAACACACUGAACCCCCCCUCUACUCCCUUCUCCGUUCUUCAUGGCCUCUUUGUUGCCCAGAUCCUCCCAGGUGAGAGCCCACGCCUGCUGUUACCAUGACGACCAUUCACCACAAGCAGAUGUUGUAGGAGCACAUGUCCAUGGAGUUUUCCAGCUCCGCCACCCAUGUGCAGACCUUCUCCGAGACAACCAAGAUCGUGGGAGGAAAUGUCCUUAGCACAGUUCCUGACACAAGGCAAGUGCUGCAUGGAUCCCUCUCUCUGUCCUCAGAUCAAGAUAAGAUGGAUUUCAAAAGGAUGCUGAAGAAGAGGGCUCCCCCUGCUCUCAAGAAGCAGCAGCAAAAGGUGACAGAUGACAAAGAGAUGCUGGAAAUUCUGUCCAAGGUGCCCAAGAAGGACUUCGAGAAGGUCUGCAUGGAAUAUGGUUUCACUGACUUCCAAGGGCUACUCAAAAGUCUCAAAGAGAUGAAGAAGAAAGUGGAUGUGCGUGCCAUCCAGAUUCUAAAGCCCCUGGAAGACAUAGAGACCAAGAUUGACACCACAGUGACCUCUGACUGAUUCAUGGAGCUGAAGGACCCCAAUAUCAAGAUGAUAUGGAUCAAGGGUGGUGAGCCACUGAGGAUCCAGUAACCCCUGGGCAAGUAUAAUGUGAAGCUUGGCACCAAGUACAUGCUGAUUUUUACCAACAUGAACAUGCACAAUGCAGGCACCUUCACCUGGUUUCUCUCUCUGUCCACAGGCAUCCCCAUCAAGUUUGUGAGCAAUCGUGUGAAAGAGAGGAGUGUGCAUGCCUGGAGUGUGAUGACAUCCAAGGAUGUGACCCUGCGCUGAAAGGGCGGGAGGCUGCUAGAACGUGGCAACAAGUAUAGCAUGAGCCACAAGGGCAAGCGAGCAGAGCUCAUCAUUGAGGAUGCUCAGCUAAGUGACAGUGACGAGCACACCGUGGUGGCCAUGAAGGAUGGGGACCCCGCUGAACACUACAGUACUGCCAUGGUCACUGUGGAAGAGCGUCUGGCCACUGUGAAGAGCAGGAUGUCUGAUGUACACGCAGCCACCAGGAACCCAGCGGAGUUCUGCAUGGUGCUGAAUGACAAGAAGGGAGGCCUGUGGCUGAAGGACAGUAAGGAGAUCACAGACUUUCCCGUGGUGCAAAUCGUGAAGUAGGGUGUGGUGCACAAGCUCAUCUUUCCCAAAAUGGGCCCCAUGCACAAGGGCAACAAUUUCCGGGCCAAGGACACAGAGAGUAAAGCAUCGGUAUUCAUUGCAGAUCCUCCCGCUAUUGAUCCUUCCAUACUCAAGGCACUAGCUGCGCAUCCAGUGAUGGAGGUGGGCCACACAGCAAGCAUCAAGGUGCCUUUCCUGGCAAAGCCGCUGCCCAAAGUGACACGGUACAAGGACAGCAUGGAGGCAACAGAGGAGAAGCGCGUGUCCAUAGAACGAGGGGAAAACCAGGCUCUCACCACUUCAAACUGUGUGCGUGAGGACAAUGGCCUUGUCCUGCUCUAACUCAAGAAUGACCAUGGCUCAGCUAUUGCCGCUCUGCAUCUCAGCAUGCUGGAUCAUCCCAAGCCUCCGCAGGGCAAAGUGGAAUUCCUGGAGCUCUCAGGCAGCUGUGUGCACAUGAAGUGGAAGACUCCAAAGGACAAUGGUGGGUGACCUGUGACACACGUUCAUAGUGGCAUGAGGGCAGUUGGCAAGAAAUCUUGGGUUAGGAUAGGCGAGGUAGAAAGUAAAGUCACCCAAUUCGCCACCAACAAGGUAGAAGGAGGAAAAGCUUGCCAGUUUCAUAUCCUGUCAGUCAAUACAGGAGGAGUGAGCGACCCAUUGGAGACAGAUGAAGUGUUUUCAGGAAAUUUUAUUGAGCUCCCUUGUCUUACCUCCCAGCCUCAAGUGACUGAUGUGACGAAAGAGGAUGUGACUAUCACAUGGAAUGCCCCCAGCCAGGGGGGAGCACCAGUCCUCGGCUACAUGGUGGAGUGGAAGAAGAAAGGCAGUAACUUGUGGGUACCAGUCAACAAGGACCCCAUCCAAGACACCAAGUGCACCGUGGAUGGUCUCCUUUUGGACACAGGAUAUGAAUUUCAAGUAAUAGCUAUAAAUAAGGCAGAUUUUCGCUGGCCACCCACAAAUCUACAAGUGUUUGAGGAGGUCCUAAUUACGGUGACGAUCUGGGACCACAGCCCUGAUGUGCAGAAUGACAGGGAGGCCCACUGCGUCAUCAUGAAGCGGGAAGCCACCACAGCCACCUGGUUCACUGCCGCCCACCGAGUAUUCAACAAGUACAAGGUGACCGGCUUGCUCCCUGGCAGGAAGUACUCCUUCUGAGUGGUGGCCCGGAAUGAAACUGGUGACAGUAACCCACUAGACUCCGAGGAUACCUGGCUGGUCAACAAAGACAAGAUCCAGGACCUGAGCUCUAAAUUGAAGCCGCACCAACAGGACUGGUGCCACACACCACUGCGCUUCGUGAAACCGCUCAAGUCGCACACUGUGCUGAGCAGCCAGGACUGCACCAUGACCUGCGCCUUCCUUGGGAACCCGUGGCCCACGGUGACCCUCAACAAAGUUGACAUCAACAUCAUGGCCAACUCCAAGUUCUGGUACAAUUCCACCAGCGGCGUGUGCACCAUUGUCAUCCCCACCUGCACGCUCAACGACAGUGGCCAUUACAGCAUGCUGGCAGAGAAUGAGCUGGGCAAGGAUCUGCAGCAACUGCAAGUUCAUGGUCUAAGGUGA